CAAAAUCAAAUUUUAAAUUCCAAAGCGAGUUCAAGUUGAACCGCAUGCAUGUAGGAUUCCAGAUCUGCAUCGAGUGUUUGGUGGUCAGAGCGAUUUGCUGACGGCACAAUGCAGGGCGAGCAAUGGGGCGGACGGUUGCAAGUGGUCGUUUGUCCUCAUUUCAUGGUGGCGAAAGGGUCCUACAACAGCUCUUACAACCAGGUUUAAGCUGAGGAUAUUUGGAUGUAGGUCAGGGUGGAUACAUUACAGCUCGAGGCAUUCAGGUCCGAUGGGGCCUUCGGAACUUUUGGACGGGGUUCGCUUGGCUUUGCACUCAGUGUAUGGCGCUCUUGAUGGAGUGAUCUCGCCGCGCGUUUUUGCGCUGCUUGCGCGCUGUGGCAUACAGCCCGUCCUGAGCCCUGCCACCGCCGCACUGCCUUUCGUAGCCAGCCCCACCCCUGUUGUGCUGUGCUGCACAGUGUACCUAGCAGUAGUGGCGCUUGGGGUGCUGGCGAUCCGCUCAAGCAACGCGGCACCGCUGGCCAGAGACCCUUUCCCCCUCAGAACCCUGAUCAUUCUGCACAACUGCUUCUUGUUUGUGCUCAGUGCAUUCAUGGGUGGAGGACUGAUCACAGAGGCAGUUAGGAACAGGUACUCACUCUGGCACAAUCGGUAUGAACCAAGUCAGUUGGCGAUGGCACGUUUGCUCUACCUCUUCUUCAUCUCCAAGAUCUACGAAUUUGGCGACACAUUCAUUAUGCUGCUCAAGCGCAACACCCGCCAGGUCAGCGUCCUCCACGUGUACCACCACUGCUCUGUCGCGCUCAUCUGGUGGCUUAUCGUCUACCACGCGCCAGGGGGCGAGGCUUAUUUCUCGGCUGCCUUGAAUUCGUGGGUACAUGUGGCCAUGUACUUGUAUUACCUGCUCUCUGCUGCAAUUGGGAAGGACCCAGUCAGAAGAAGGAAGUACCUCUGGUGGGGGAGGUACCUGACUAUGAUGCAAAUGACCCAGUUCAUCAUCAACAUGAUUGAGUCAAGGGUCGUGGUCAGUGGCAAGAAUCCCCCAUAUCCACAAUUCAUUGCAAAUGUCUUAUUCUAUUACAUGAUAAGCCUCUUUGCACUGUUCGCGAAUUUCUACGUUCAAAAAUAUGGCUCAUCAAGGAGGUCAAUUGCCAAGCUCAAAAGCUUAUGAUCAGGCAAGGGUAGUAUCUCAGUUGGCUAUGUACUUGUGAGCAAGGUGAAUUUGAGUCGCAUCAUUGGCCAUUGUCGGCCUGAAUUGUCAAGGUAGGACGUGGGGGACCGCAUCUAAGGUGACGCUAUUUAGAAACCAUGAUAUUAGGGAAACUUUGAAUUGUAGCACAUCAUAAGAAGCUCAACCUAGGUGAUUUUUGAAUACUGGAAUGUCCAAGAUCUUGAGGUGAGAUUAAAUGGAUGUUUUGCACUCUGGUUCUGUCCGCUGCUGUUUAUGCCGUACUAAGUACUUGCUUGCGCUGCAUCUCUAAGAUGACUUGUUUAUUCAUAAGGAUAUUCUGACCGACAUAACCCGAGGGUUAAGGCAGAACUGCCAUGUGCG
This is a messenger RNA of Klebsormidium nitens, 1552 nucleotides long. The record is from the annotation of a GenBank genome assembly. NCBI's taxonomy places the organism in Eukaryota, Viridiplantae, Streptophyta, Klebsormidiophyceae, Klebsormidiales, Klebsormidiaceae.